This is a messenger RNA of Dentiscutata erythropus, 516 nucleotides long. The record is from the annotation of a GenBank genome assembly. Lineage: Eukaryota; Fungi; Glomeromycota; Glomeromycetes; Diversisporales; Gigasporaceae.
AUGGUUAAAUACCUAUCAUUACAGGAGAAAAAAGCACAAUUUUGUCCAAAAUUAAGUAGCAAGUAUGAUCAUUUAGUCCUGAGUAUGCCGAGAAGAAUGCUUGUUGUCACUCAUGCAUUAACUUGGCCAAAAAUUUAUGCUGGGUGUUCAGAAGAAUUUGAUUUAGAUGGAAAUAACAUGACUACACAUGGGCGGUUAACUCAGGCAUUAUCAGGAUUUAAAUCAAAGAACUUUAUUAUAUGUCUAGAUGAGAUUCAUGAAAUGAUGGAACAUUAUCGUAGCCAUAUCGUAUGUUUAUCUGCCACUCCAAUUCCAAUUCCAAUUCCAAAUGGUAAACUAAUAAGUCUUAAAAAAUCUAGAACAGUUCAUGAGGUUGUGGAUUUAUCAACCUGUAUACGUCUACAUGAUACUUCAGCUAGUUCACUUAAUCGAAAAUGUCAAGUAAUAAGUGGAAGAAAUGAUGUAAUAAAAGAGGGUACUGAAAUAAUAUUUGGAACAAACGUUUGGAAUGUGUAA